Molecule: messenger RNA, 1097 nt
Organism: Dipodomys spectabilis (banner-tailed kangaroo rat)
Lineage: Eukaryota; Metazoa; Chordata; Mammalia; Rodentia; Heteromyidae
Gene: Gbx2
Product: gastrulation brain homeobox 2
Exons: 2
Coding region: 36-1091 (351 amino acids)
Biological process (GO): regulation of nervous system development; regulation of transcription by RNA polymerase II
Cellular component (GO): nucleus
Molecular function (GO): DNA-binding transcription factor activity, RNA polymerase II-specific; RNA polymerase II transcription regulatory region sequence-specific DNA binding
Source: RefSeq, a predicted model, not a curated record
CUUCUCGCCUCUCCCUGCCUCUCCCGAGCGCGUCUAUGAGCGCAGCGUUCCCGCCGUCGCUGAUGAUGAUGCAGCGCCCGCUGGGGAGCAGUACCGCCUUUAGCAUAGACUCGCUGAUCGGCAGCCCGCCGCAGCCCAGCCCCGGCCAUUUCGUCUACACCGGCUACCCCAUGUUCAUGCCCUACCGGCCGGUGGUGCUGCCGCCGCCGCCGCCGCCGCCGCCCGCGCUGCCCCAGGCCGCGCUGCAGCCCGCGCUCCCGCCCGCGCACCCGCACCACCAGAUCCCCAGCCUGCCCACCGGCUUCUGCUCCAGCCUGGCGCAGGGCAUGGCGCUCACCUCCACCCUCAUGGCCACGCUGCCGGGCGGCUUCUCCGCGUCGCCCCAGCAGCACCAGGAGGCGGCGGCCGCCCGCAAGUUCGCUCCGCAGCCGCUGCCCGGCGGCGGCAACUUCGACAAGGCGGAGGCGCUGCCGGCGGACGCGGAAGACGGCAAAGGCUUCCUGGCCAAGGAGGGCUCGCUGCUCGCCUUCUCCGCCGCCGCCGAGGCCGUGCAGGCGUCGCUCGUCGGGGCUGUCCGAGGGCACGGGAAAGACGAGUCCAAGGCGGAAGACGACCCGAAGAGCAAGGAGGAGAGCUUCUCCUUGGAGAGCGAUGUGGACUACAGCUCGGAUGACAAUCUGACCGGCCAGGCGGCGCACAAGGAGGAAGACCCCGGCCACGCGCUGGAGGAGACCCCGCCGAGCGGCGGCGGCGCGGCGGGCAGCACCACGUCCACGGGCAAGAACCGCCGGCGGCGCACGGCCUUCACCAGCGAGCAGCUGCUGGAGCUGGAGAAGGAGUUCCACUGCAAAAAGUACCUGUCCCUGACCGAGCGCUCGCAGAUCGCGCACGCGCUCAAACUCAGCGAGGUGCAGGUGAAAAUCUGGUUCCAGAACCGCCGGGCCAAGUGGAAACGGGUGAAGGCAGGCAAUGCUAACUCCAAGACCGGGGAACCCUCGCGGAACCCCAAGAUCGUGGUCCCCAUCCCCGUGCACGUCAGCAGGUUCGCCAUCAGAAGUCAGCACCAGCAGCUGGAGCAGGCCCGGCCCUGAGGGCCC